AUGAGUGCAACAACAUCAACCUUGGCUGUUGAUAAAUCCUUCUCGGCUACUACCACGAACAUUCCUCUCUCUACAUACACAACUGAACAACAGAAACUAUUACUCUCGUUGAGAGAUUAUUGUUUUUCAUAUGAAGCAUUUCUGGACGAACCAGAAACUAAACAAGCCUUGCUGCAGUUCAUGAAAAUUAUUCAUUGCGAGGAGAGUAUAAUGUUUCUAGAUCAAGUUAACGAGUAUUAUAGAAAGCGAUCUGCUGCCAAUAAGUGGAAUGCGUUGCAACAAAUUUUCAUUACUUUUUUCAGUGGUAAUUCUGUUCACGAGUUGAAUUUACCUCAAAGAUCAAGGGAAGUUAUGGAACAGAGCUUUAUGGAUCUGAACGACAAGAUUACUCUAAAAACACCAACAAAUUCUUCAAAUGCCAGUAACUCAACUCUUCAACAGGUGAAUAUUGACAGUUCUGAUCUUCAAGAAUGUGAAGAAGCGCUUAAGAAAGCAGAGAGCUAUAUUCUAGUCAAUAUGAAAGAACACGUCUUUCCAAUGUUUUUGGAAUCUGACACAUUCAAACAAUUUGUUUGCAAGAAGAGCAAACAAUUCUUGAACCAAAUUGGUACUGUAAGAAAUCUCUCCCACAGCUGUUUUGUGGAAUCAUUGAUGGAUAUGAAGAGUUGUGAAAUUACAGUUGACCAAAUCAAAAUGAUCAAACAACAUGUAUUGGAAGAAAAGUUCUGGGAUUGCAUCUAUAGUAAGGAUACUUGUUUUGCAUUUUUAUCAUCGAACAAGUACAUUCUGGGAGAGGAAGAAAGUAAGAAGGGUAUUUACUUUGCCAAAUCUCAAGUCAUUUUCCCUUAUACUGUGGAACAAAUGAUGAAUAUUAUGACAAAUACUACAAUUAGAUUGGCAUCUGAUAAGAAUUUGGAUAGUAUCAAAAUUGUGGGGUAUCUGAAUAAGUCUGGAGGAGAUUUACUUUCAUCACCUCCAAAAAAAUACAAGAGUAGUGAGUCCCUGUCAUCACUCAACCAUUCACCACCAGCCUCACCACAUAGUACACAUAGUAAUCAUAGUGCCUCAUCAGAUUCCCUCCUUUCUUUGAACAAACUUUCUGGCAAGACAAGAUUGGCAACUGUUCUCACCCAUGAGGUCUACAAAUUGGUGUGGCCUGUUAAGAAUAGGUACUAUGUUUUGGCUCAAUCUAUGGUUUAUGACACUACUGACAAGUUGUACAUUGUCGCAAAGAAAUCUUGUGAACCACCAAAUUACAAAUUGUCGGAGAAGGAUGCAAUUAAGGCCCUGGAUAUUGGUGCUUGGAUUUUCAUGCCUGUCAUGGUAGAUGGAAAAGAGCAUUGUAAAUAUAUUGAAUUAAUUGGUACAGAUCUUAGAGGGUCGCUUCCAAACUUUAUAGUACACAAGAUUGUCAAGACAAGAGCCAAGAACUUUUUCAGAGAAACCAUGAAAGUAAUCAAACAAACUAAAUGUGAUAUGUAUACAAGACCAGCAAACUCUAGCGGAUAUUUCGAAACAUUGGAUGAAAAUGGCAGUAUAGCCCUUUAA
Naegleria gruberi is the source of this 1548-nucleotide messenger RNA. RefSeq lists its product as uncharacterized. Gene Ontology annotation, molecular function: lipid binding. NCBI's taxonomy places the organism in Eukaryota, Heterolobosea, Eutetramitea, Acrasida, Naegleriidae. The record is from RefSeq and is a predicted model, not a curated record. The coding region runs from base 1 to 1548 and encodes 515 amino acids. The transcript has a single exon.